CGCGGCGCGUCCCGCCCGCCCGGGCGCCUGUGCCGCGGUGGGAAGGGGCGGGCGCUCGGGGCCGCCGCCGCCGCUUCCCCUCCGCCUCGGGGUGCCGCCCCGGCCGGCCCCGCUUCGGAGCCCCGCACCAGGGGCGGGGCGGGUCGGGUCGGGACGGGAAGGGAAGCAGACCCUGGAGGUGAAGGGCCGAACGCCGAGUCUGUGUCCCGCUUCCCUGGGCUCUCCGAAUGUGAGCAUUUUGGUGAAGAGAAGAUAUUGCCAUCAACAUUAUAACACUGUCAUAGAAUUCCUCUAAAGACUAGGAAAUAUUGCUGGUGUCGUGCAUUCUGGAAAUACGUUUUACUACAGAUACCACCAAGGCUUUGCAAACAGGAUGAACAUGCUGCUGUUGACUGCUUACUGACAGUAACCAGCUGGGCAUUUCACUCAUGAUGUUUUCAUUCUCACCUCGUCCAAUCGGAAUUUGCUUUCACUGAUUUUUAAAAAGAGGAAUAAAUCAAGGUGGAGUACCGUAAACUUGACAUGGAAAAUAAAAAGAAAGACAAAGACAAACCAGACGAAAGAAUGGCACGGCCUAGUGGGAGAUCAGGCCAUAAUCCACGUGGAACUGGUUCUUCAAAUUCUGGAGUGUUAAUGGUUGGCCCUAACUUCAGAGUUGGUAAAAAAAUUGGAUGCGGUAAUUUUGGAGAACUACGGUUAGGCAAAAAUUUAUACACAAAUGACUAUGUGGCAAUUAAGCUGGAGCCAAUGAAGUCGAGAGCACCACAGCUACAUUUGGAAUACAGAUUCUACAAGCAGCUAGGAUCUGGAGAUGGAAUACCUCAGGUUUAUUAUUUUGGCCCAUGUGGCAAAUAUAAUGCUAUGGUGCUAGAACUACUUGGACCUAGUCUGGAAGAUUUAUUUGACUUGUGUGGUAGGACAUUUUCUCUUAAAACCGUUCUUAUGAUAGCCAUACAGUUGAUUUCUCGUAUGGAAUAUGUCCAUUCAAAGAACUUGAUAUACAGAGAUGUAAAACCUGAGAACUUCUUAAUAGGACGACCUGGAAACAAAACCCAGCAAAUUAUUCACAUUAUAGACUUUGGUUUAGCAAAGGAGUAUGUAGAUCCAGAAACAAAGAAGCACAUACCAUAUCGAGAACACAAGAGCCUUACAGGAACAGCUAGAUACAUGAGUAUAAAUACACAUUUAGGAAAAGAGCAAAGUAGAAGAGAUGAUUUGGAAGCAUUGGGUCAUAUGUUUAUGUAUUUUCUCAGAGGAAGUCUUCCAUGGCAAGGUUUAAAGGCGGAUACAUUAAAGGAACGUUACCAGAAAAUUGGAGACACUAAACGAGCAACUCCUAUAGAAGUAUUGUGUGAAAACUUCCCAGAGGAAAUGGCUACUUAUCUACGUUAUGUAAGAAGGUUAGAUUUUUUUGAAAAGCCAGACUAUGACUACUUAAGAAAGCUCUUCACAGACUUACUUGAUCGGAAAGGCUAUAUGUUUGAUUAUGAAUACGACUGGAUUGGCAAACAGUUGCCUACUCCAGUGGGUUCAAUACAUUCAGACCCUGCAAUGUCUUCAAACAGAGAAGCAUAUCAGCACAGAGACAGAAUGCAACAAUCCAAAAAUCAGUCAACAGACCAUCGGGCAGCUUGGGACUCACAGCAAACCAAUCCACAUCAUUUGAGGGCUCACCUGGCCUCUGACAGACAUGGUGGCUCUGUACAGGUAGUAAGCUCAACAAAUGGAGAACUGAACACAGAUGACCCAACUGCAGGCCGUUCAAAUGCACCCAUCACAGCUCCUGCAGAAGUAGAAGUAAUGGAUGAAACAAACUGCCAGAAAGUGUUGAACAUGUGUUAUGUAACUCUCAGAGCAGUUCUGGUCUGCCUCUGCCCACUGCUACUUUUUCAGUGACUGAGCGACAGGGUGCCUUGGAUAUUUUGAGAAGGUGCUGCUGCUUAUUCAAGCGGAGGAAAAGGAAAACCAUCCAGCGCAACAAAUGACUAGAACCAAACAGAGCACGGGAAAAUGCUUAUUUGUUCAACCGUUGUCUUGUGAUCUUAAAAAAGUCCCAACAACAAAACCCAAAGCAAAAACCUCCAUAAUAAGCACAUUUUCCGAGGACUUCCUGAGAAACAAUAUCAUGCUUCUGUGUUAUAAUUUGGUUCUUCUGCAUCCAUCUUCUGUUUCUUUAAUUCAUCUGUUCUGAAAGCUUUAAGAUAUUGUCAAAUAGAAGUGCUUCUUUGACCAUCAACAUAUGGACCAAUGAAGUGAUAGAAAAUGAACAGUAUCUUGAGCAAAACUGAACUUGAGAAGUAUUUCUUCUUUCCUAGGAAGUAGUAGCAGUGUCUUAGGUGAAGACGGAUGUCAUAAAUCAAUUAUUUGAGUUUGUAGCAGUGUAUCUAAAGCAGUUUUCUUCAAAAAGAAGAAGAAAAAUACAGGUACACAACCAUAAUGCAAAAUAAUAAAAUCUUAAGAUUUAUUUUGUGACACUUGCAUUGUUCUUCUUUUGCCUUAGUAUUACUGGUUAGUCAAAUUGUUACUCCAGUGAAAUUGACACUGACUAGAGAUACCGGGGAUGCUGGUUUAACUGUUGACAGUUGUCAAAAUGCUGGUGCUACUAACAGAAAGUAUUUCUAAUAUCCUUUCAGUUUGAAAACCUGCUUUUAUUUUGCCUACAGUGAAUAUUGCAGUACAGUAGAAAUUAUAAGAGUAUUUGUGCAAGCAUACAAAUGUUUAUAUAAUUUUAAGUUGUACCUCUGGUAAUGUUAACAAAAUUUAUUUACCUUCAAAAGAGCUCUACAGAGCAAAUACUGAAUCUGGUUAAAGCAGAAUAAGUAUGAAAGUCUGUGUGUUCACUAAGAUAGUUGAUGAUGGACAGCAUCUUUAACUUGAAAAUAUGGAUGUGCCAUGUAAAGUAAGAGGCGUACUAUUUUGCUUUUUAAUUUAGAAAAUAAAUGCAAUGGGAGUGAGUUAGACUUCUGCCUUCACUGCGUACUAGCCCAGCACAUCUGGAAUUUCUUGCCUUUUUUUUCCUGGAAUUUUCUUGUCUUGUAGUGUAAGGUCACUAGUAUCUUAGGAUGGCAAGGAUGUGUCAGAUGCUUCUCUACAGUCCAAUAAAGUGCUUGCAAUAUGAACAAACCAACAGUUCUGUAGGCAAGACACCCCAUUUUGUAUUUUCUUCUUCAGAAAAUAUAUGCUUCUUUUAAAACCAUAGUGACAGAGUUUUGGUUUUGUCAUGUUUUAACGGCCAGUUAUUGAAGAAGGGCUGUGGAAGAUGGAAGACUAGACAGAUUUAUUGACUGAAACACAGAUUAUCUCAGUUUCUUUAGAAUUCUUCUAGAGCUAAUUAGCGCCUUUUUUUUGUCCACAAAUGUCUUUUGGCAUACUUAUUUAUUUUUCAUCUGCUUUGUGGUAGCAUUUAAAAUGUACAUAAAAGCAAAGGUACAUCUUUGAAUUAAUCAUUGCAUUUACAAGGAUUUUAAUUUUAUUUUGUAAUUUAUUUUUCAUUAAGAGCCAAAAUUGUAUUUUAUUGUUUGGAUUAUGUGCUCAUAUGUAUACUUUGAUCUUUGUCAUUAUUACUGUUCAUGCUCUUAAGUUUUUGUUUUAGAAAACCUGAACUUGGCCUACAAAAACACACUGUGUAACAGGUCAUAAGAUUCCACUCGACCAGAGUGUGUUACUGAUUAUUUCAGACUCAUAAAGUUAUUUCUUUGUUUUUGUUUGAGCUGAGAAGUAGGUCACUUGACCAUUCUCUUAUGAAAACACAUCCUUCUUUGUAUUACUUGACCAAAUCUGUUGCUUGUACAUGUGGUAUGUGUAUUUCUCACACACCUGGUGAGUUUUAUUCUUGGAGGUUUUUAAUCUCUACAGUGUUUGUAUCAUCUGAACUCCUUAACAAGACAUUGUGAAUAUUAUGGACUUAAAAUGGUUGAAUAUAUAAAAGCUGUUUACUUGCUGAAAUGAUUAGCAAGGCACUUGUUUUUCAGCAAUUUAAGUGCUUGAUUUUAAUGUGGAAGAAGGUUUUCUUCUAGUAAAGCUGUCGGCUCUAAUGUAGGUAUCCCAAUAUUAUUUGCAUUUAUAUACUUUUUCUUCCUGUCUACAGUAAUGAAGUAAACAAUGGCUGGAUGUCUAAAACUGAAAUACAUCCCUGCUUAAAUGUAAGAAAAAAAAAUAAAGAUAGUUUUUUAAAAUUUG
Molecule: messenger RNA, 4179 nt
Organism: Pyrgilauda ruficollis (rufous-necked snowfinch)
Lineage: Eukaryota; Metazoa; Chordata; Aves; Passeriformes; Passeridae
Gene: CSNK1G3
Product: casein kinase 1 gamma 3
Exons: 16
Coding region: 523-1896 (457 amino acids)
Biological process (GO): endocytosis; peptidyl-serine phosphorylation; positive regulation of canonical Wnt signaling pathway
Cellular component (GO): plasma membrane; nucleus; cytoplasm
Molecular function (GO): ATP binding; protein serine/threonine kinase activity
Source: RefSeq, a predicted model, not a curated record